UCCAAAUAAGAUAUGACCUAAAGGUCUAUGUUACCAGGUCAUAAAAUAAUAAAAAAUAAACAGCCUAACUGUCACCCGUCACCGUUUGUUAUGUGUCAGUCACUUUUACAAAUACACUAUCUAUGGACUCUGAUGUGAAUGUGUUUUUGUUGUUCACAACCUGUGUUUUUUAAUACCGUCUACAUAAACUUUCCAAUGUCAUUAGCUUUAAAACCGGGGUGUAAACUUGCCGUUUACUUAUUGUGUUUGCGUUAGACUUUAAAUAACUUUCGAUAUGCCUGUGACUUUGGUAGACAGGUUGCCCUUGCCAAAUCUCAAGGUUUACACAGCGGGCAGUGUGUUGCUACUUUCGGUUGCAGUGUAUUACGCUGUAAGUGUAACAAACGAUCCGAACUGGCGUACCAAUACGACUGUGCAGGCGCUGGAGGGCGCGGCACAGGGUCCCACGGGCGAUGCGGCCCUGUCCCCGCCGCCGCUGCGGGCGCCACUUCAACUCACCAACGACACCGGGAAUGUGACUGAGCAGAUGGUUGAAGUAAUAUCUUUUAUGAUGCAGGAGCCACUUUGUAUUUGGACGCUGGUAAAUGGCGCGUACUGCGCGCUGGGCGUGGCGGGGUGUGCGCUGCGCCGGCUCGUGUUCGGCCGACUGAGGGUUGCGGAGGCGCAGCGAAUUAAGGACAAGUUCUGGAACUACGUCUUCUACAAGUUCAUCUUCGUGUUCGGGGUGGUGAACGUGCAGUACAUGGACGAGGUGCUGCUCUGGUGCUCAUGGUUCACACUGCUCGGCUGCCUGCACCUGCUCGCUCAGCUCUGCAAGGACCGCUUCGAAUAUCUGUCGUCGUCGCCGCAGCCGGCGCGGUGGGCGCACGCGCGGCUGCUGGCCCUGCUGGCGGGCGUGCUGGGCGCGGCGGGCACGCUGCUGGCGGCCGCCGCGCGCUGGGGCCUGCCCGUCGGCCGGGACACGUUCGCCUUCAUGGCCGCCGAGUGCGUGCUGGUGGGCGUGACGGCGCUGCACGUGGUGGCGCGCUUCGUGCUGCGCGCGCGCGACGCCGACCCCGCCGGCCCCGCCGCAUACUAUACGCACCUCGUAUUCGACUCGGUGUCGCUGGCGACGGAGCUGGCGCACGUGGCGCACAUGGUGGUACACUGCAACGCGUUGGUGUCGAUGGCCUCGCUGGUGCUGCUGAUGCAGCUGCGCCACCUGCUGCACGCGUUGCUGGCGCGCCUGCGCCGCCAUCGCAUCUACACCGCGCUCGCGCACCACAUGCGCCGCAACUACCCGAUGGCGAGCCGCGAGGAGGUGGAGGAGAACGAGGACAACUGCGCCAUCUGCUGGGAGCCCAUGAAGGAGGCGCGCAAGCUGCCCUGCUCGCAUCUCUUCCACAAGUAUUUACCUUCAUUACGUUUCCUUCGCACUUUUUUGCUUCGUAUUUGUUUAGUUUGCAGAAAGCAGAAAGCAGAAAGUAUUGCGAAACUUGGCGUUGUAUUAUUUGAGCGAGGCACGUCGUUCGGUGGCGCAACCGUCGCGCCGGCGGUUGUCGCGCACCGAGCUCGUGCAAGCGGCGCGGCGUGUUGCAGCUCCCUGCACCCCCUGCGCCCCCUGCGCCCGCCGCCGCUCGCCCCCCACGACCCCCACGCCCCCCACGGCCCGCAGCUCGCGGCGAACGUCAACAGAGCCAACCACUUCUUCCACUUCGACGGGUCCCGCUACGUGUCGUGGCUGCCGAGCUUCUCGGUGGAGGUGCGGCGAGUGCGCGCCGACGCGCCGCCCGACCGGCCCGCGGACUCCCAGCUCGAAGCCAUGGCCCGCCAGGUGCAGCAGGUGUUCCCGCAGUUCUCGCUGGACGCGCUGAGCGAGGACCUGGCGCACACGCGCUCGCCCGACCGCACCGUCGACAACAUCCUGGCCGGCCGCCUGCUGCCCCACCCUCACCAGCACCACCAGCAACACCAGCAUCACCAGCGACACGGUGAUGUUUCUCACGCAGAGGAACCGCCGGCAACGGUGACCGCACCGGAGUCCCCCGGCCCCGCCGAACACGCCCCCGGCCCCGCCGAACACGCCCCCGGCCCCCCCUAA
Molecule: messenger RNA, 2080 nt
Organism: Papilio xuthus (Asian swallowtail)
Lineage: Eukaryota; Metazoa; Arthropoda; Insecta; Lepidoptera; Papilionidae
Product: E3 ubiquitin-protein ligase hrd-like protein 1
Exons: 11
Coding region: 275-2080 (601 amino acids)
Biological process (GO): ubiquitin-dependent protein catabolic process; endoplasmic reticulum unfolded protein response; protein K48-linked ubiquitination
Cellular component (GO): cytosol; endoplasmic reticulum; ubiquitin ligase complex
Molecular function (GO): ubiquitin binding; ubiquitin protein ligase activity
Source: RefSeq, a predicted model, not a curated record